Molecule: messenger RNA, 3501 nt
Organism: Xyrauchen texanus (razorback sucker)
Lineage: Eukaryota; Metazoa; Chordata; Actinopteri; Cypriniformes; Catostomidae
Exons: 6
Coding region: 175-525 (116 amino acids)
Source: RefSeq, a predicted model, not a curated record
UCGAGCAAAUCAGAAGUACGGGCUAUCAGCCAGCGGUCCACAUCACUAGAGCCGGCCCAGCCAGCGCUUAUUCCUCGUCCGCCCGUCCGAGAGAGUGAGCGUGAGCUGCCGCCAGUGGACCGAGCGGGUCACUUCUAACAAGUGAGAUGGUGAGAGGAGGUAAGGAGUGAGGCCAUGGGCUGCACCUCGGCUAAGCAGGUGCUGGCUGUGCCCACUGAAGAAGAGGGCCGGGGCAAAGCUUACAGCAACGGAGACCUCUUCACCGAUGAAUAUAAGAUUAAGGGAGUGGAGGAGGUGAAGUACAUGCAUGGAGAAGAGGACAGGGUGAACGCACGUAACCAAGAGAACCUGGAGAAAAGCUCAACACAGCACAGGACCAAACAGCACAAAGAGGUGCCUGGGCCCAACGCCAACAGGACGAACAUACAUACGUCAGAGAGUCAGCAGGAGUUCUUCAGAAUGCUGGAUGAGAAGAUUGAGAAGGGUCGGGACUACUGCUCGGAGGAAGAGGAUGAUGUGACAUAGCAGAGAGGUCUCGAUUCGUGACAAAGAUGGAAAGAGAGUGAGAGCGAGAGAGAGAGAGAGAGAAUGAACUCAAAUCAGUGUCUCCUAUGUCUGUAAAACUCAGUUUGAGACAUAGUAUGUGUGCGAGAGUGUGUGUUUGUCAGAGUAAAAGCAAGCAGGACUAUUCCACAUCGGCUGUUGCACCCUGGACCCCUCUCCUCUUGGGGUUGCCCUGCUUGGAGAUCUAGAUGGUUGGAUGAAGAAGCAACAGCUUGAUUGACUUAUUAUCGACAGACUCACUCUGACUUGAUAUUGGGACCCUGCCCCCUUCAAUCCUUUCCUUCUCUGUGCUCCUACGGCCAGCAUUGAACCGGCCUCCUUUCUCAGCUGUGACGGAGGGCCUCGUCUAGCCAUUUGUGAAAGAGAUAUUAUGUAGAGGAAAGAUGAAAGGAUAUGGAGAGCAGAAAGACACCAUGCCCCUCCCAGUCCUUUUUUAAGUGGCAGGCCAGAGAAACACUGACAUGGAGGGAAGAGAGGAUAGCUUACAUCACAUCCUCUGGAGACAGUGGGGGAUGAAUGUAAAGAUGGAGUGUUGUGGGGGUUUUCCAGGUGGGAAGGUGGAAAUGCAAAAGAGAGCUAUUUUAUUAGAAGCAAUUAUAUGAACGAACAUUGAUAUUUUGAUAAGAGCGACGUGGACGAGUUUUUUGUUUUUUUUGUUUUUCAAAACUGAUAUGGACCUUUUUGCCUUUUUGAAGGACCUUUUUUAAUUUGUGGAGGUUGGUUGUUUGUUCCAUUUUGUAUGUUUUUUUCCCUUUAGCAUAUUUCAACGCCCUCCUCAAACUAGUGCUGUAAAGGUCAGGAUUGUGCGGUGACCCCAUAACACACUCGCAUAAACACACACAAAGACUUGCAGCUAAAAUAUAUUACCACACCCUCUUUUCACACACACAAGUUCGCACUUUCUAUUUGUAUAUCCUGCCAUUAUUUAAGUUCUCAUAAAUGGGCAGAAGGCAGGACAGUCUAGUUACCAACUGUUUUCUGUUGCCCACACACACACACAUACAUAUCCUUUACAGCCAGUCAUAUAGGCAACAAUUUACUCACAGAUCCAUAUUGACUGUUUAUGCUGCUCUGUUAAUACAGGUAAUGGGACUGUGAUAAGUGUAGCAGAGAGCUAGGAUUGUCUAACUGUUGUUUUUGUGUGUUUAACAUGGCUGUGUUUGUGUUAAUCUGUGUCAGAGUCAGGACUGACUGUGUUAAUCUUUGUUGAUGGGAUGUCUGUCUCAGAAAAGGGGUUGAUCAUUGUUAGCCUUGUGUGAAAGGUGUUCAUCAUAGCCCUGUUUAGCUGCAGGGUUUCUUUUUCUUUUUUGUUUGCCAUUAUCCUUUCUCUGUCCAUCACCCUGCUUAUUUCUCUCUGUAGUAUUUUAGCGUUCAGGCUGGUCUCUGACUCUGAAACAGUAUGAGGUGGGGUGGGGGUCAUUCCGGCGACACAGCGCUGGCCAGGCAUCCGUCAUCAUGGUUACUGGAUUGAAUCCUUUUUAAAUUUUAUUUUCAGUGUUUUCUUUUUCUAUUAAAGAAAUAAGACACGUGAGCUUUUGCUUUCUAUUUCUGAGUGCUAUCUUACUGAUUCAUUGCUUGGCGCGUGUAGGUAUUGCUGGCACCAUUAAUCCAUUCCAGCGUCAUAUUUCCUGUUGGUGGUCUGACUCAUAACGUUAAAAAUACUUUAAUGGUACUGAGGUAGAGUUUCAAAUGCACAUAUGUGAAGAUUACAUAUCUGGGUUAACAUAUUAAACCUAACAAAUAUACAACAUGUUGUAGAAAAGGCUGCCCAGCGUAUCCCGUUUAUACCGAAAUUCUACGUGGAUGAGGCAUUUGGAACAGCUGUUAAACUAACAACAAGAAGCAAAUGCGCCUCUGUCUUAUUUCAACACACUUGAUGACGUUUGUCUCCAUCUGCUGGUCGAAGAGCGGAACAACACCAGAAAUCUCAACAGGCGCGUAACGCCUCAGAGCAACGUUACACGGCCAUCUGAAAUGUUUUGACCGGUCGCUCUGGAAGCGCGAGACUGCUUUGGUGGUUUUUCAUGCCUGUAAGACUGACUAUAGCGUGAGCCAAUAGCAUUCGUCUGCAGCCUGUUUAGGAGCAUAUCAUUAGGGUCGUUCGAGAUGAGCAAACUCUGAGCAGUAAUGUGCUUAUUUUAUUAUUAAAGCGAUUAUUUAGCAGAGAUGGGCCACUUCUAUUCAUAUGAAUGGGAGAAAGAGGGAGUUCGCGCCCAACUGUCAACGGAUGUAGAAAGGAAGUCCCGCCUUACGGUUAAAAGAGCCAAACACAUUUUAGAUGCAGACAUCGCCUGUCAAUCAAACUUUAAAACGCGCGUGCGCAUUAGCUAUACAAGCCGGGAAAAUUGCGGUUGUUUUGUGUAAUAUGAGUAAAAUAAUCACAGUUAAAGAUUCCAGUAUUGUUAAUUUUACUGCUGAUUUAAAAUAUGUUCUUUGAUCUUAAUAUUGAUCAACCGUUUUAGAGAUUUUGGUCAUUUUCCAUUCAAGUGGCUAGCAUGACUGGAAAUAGCCUCCCGACAGCGUUCCAAACAUGGCCGACAGUGGAAUGACUUGCUAGAGUGACUUUGGUGUUGUGUGCGACUUGUUAUGAUGUCAUGCUUGAGUCGACGUAUGCCAAAAACUCUCGCGACGUCAUGGUGGCCGCAGUUGCUCUCCCCCGACAGAGGUGACUAAAGGCACGAUGGGAAACGACUUGCUGACGACACAGCUUUUAUUGCUUAUGUUGAGCAGUGCUCAGUGAUGUUUUGUUAUCUUCUAAAAUGUUUUAUUUUUUUUUUAUCUCUAAAAUCAUUGUUGUAUGUGUAUAAAUUAUCUGUGAAUAUUCCCAACACUAUAACAGUAAGAUAUUUGAAUGGGAUAUGUGAUUUUUAUCAUAUUUCUGUAAUAUCUCAAACAUGUGUCUUCAUUCAUCUAAAAAUGGAUGGAAAGACACGUCUC